Molecule: messenger RNA, 1572 nt
Organism: Vicia villosa (hairy vetch)
Lineage: Eukaryota; Viridiplantae; Streptophyta; Magnoliopsida; Fabales; Fabaceae
Exons: 3
Coding region: 1-1572 (523 amino acids)
Molecular function (GO): nucleic acid binding
Source: RefSeq, a predicted model, not a curated record
AUGCCUCCCAAUAUUGAUCUAAACACUCCAUAUGUUGAUCAUGAAAUGAUGGAAUGCAACAUAGGACCUUCCAUUAAUCUAAAUGAUCCUUCUUCAAGUAAUCUUAACUUGUCUUUUAUGGACCUAAAUGGUGGUUCAUCAAAUGAAGUUCAUGCCAUGGAAGAAGGUGAAAUUGAAUUUAAUCCAACUGAAGAUGAUGAAGAGGAGACUGACUUUAAUCCAUAUGAAGAUGAUGAAGAGGCUGAAAUUGAUGCAGCUACAACAACUAUGGUCCAACAUGGGACACAAACGUUUAAGAAAAAAAAAACAUUCUUGAACAAUGAACAACGGAAAUUAAUUUCCCAGUUAUUGAUAAAGAAUAGUUAUGGUGGAAAACUGGAAUCCGGAAAUGUUACAUGGUUAGCAUCCAAAUAUUCAGUAUCCAUCUAUGUUAUUUAUCGAAUUUGGAAGCAAGUAUGUCAAACCGGUGAUGCGUCUCAUAAAAAAACAAAAAAUUAUGGUCAGAAAAGAGUUAAGGUAGAUAUUGAAAAAGUGCGUGAUAUUUCGUUAGCUAAAUGUAGCACUCUUCAUAUCCUAGCAUUUGCCUUGGGCAUUAGCAAAACCGCACUGUUGAAGUUUGUAAAAGAUGGGACUUUGCGUCGGCAUUCAAAUGGACUAAAGCCACACAUGAAAGAUAGUAAUAUGAAAGACCGUCUUAGAUUUUGUUUGUCCAUGCUUGAAGAAACUAGUCUUCUUCAUGAUCCAGAGUUUAAGUCUAUGCAUAAUAUCGUCCACAUAGACGAAAAGUGGUUCUACAUGACCAAAAAAUCAGCAAACUAUUAUCUUCUUGAAAAUGAGGAUGAGCCAUAUCGCACAUGCAAAAAUAAAAAUUGUAUUGGCAAAGUCAUGUUUUUAGUAGCAGUUGCUAGGCCUAGAUUUGAUGACAAUGAUAAAGAGAUAUUUUCAGGAAAAAUUGGUGUGUUUCCUUUAGUUCAAAAAGUAGCAGCAAAAAGGUCAAGUGUCAAUAUAGCUUCGGGUACACUUGAAACAAAGCCGAUUACUUAUAUCACUAAAGAAGUUAGUCGAAAUUUUCUAAUCAAUAAAGUGUUACCUGCGAUUAAAGAAAAAUGGCCCAGGGAACAUGCAAUGGAAACAAUUUAUAUACAACAAGACAAUGCUCCGUGUCAUGUUUCUAUUGACGAUGAAGAAUUUUGUAAAGCAACUUUUGAAGGUGGAUUUGAUAUUCGUUUAUCUUGUCAACCACCAAAUUCUCCUGAUUUAAACGUUUUAGAUCUGGGGUUUUUUAAUGCCAUUCGGUCGUUACAGCAUAAGGAAGUUUCAAACUCAGUUGAUGAGCUCAUUGAAGUUGUGCAAAAGUCAUAUGAUAAUUUUUCUAGCAAACAAUCCGACAAAAGUUUUCUCACACUCCAAUCUUGUAUGAUUGAAAUCAUGAAAGUUAAAGGACCUAAUAAUUACCAAAUUCCCCAUAUGAAGAAAGAUACGAUGCUUGCUCGAGACAUACUACCCACUCGACUAAAAUGCGAUCGGGAGUUAGUUGAAAACACUUUUGAAUUUUUAAACAAUGUUAAUUAA